Psammomys obesus (fat sand rat) is the source of this 7030-nucleotide messenger RNA. It is a transcript of the gene Mki67, whose product is annotated as marker of proliferation Ki-67. Gene Ontology annotation, cellular component: nucleus; chromosome. The record is from RefSeq and is a predicted model, not a curated record. Gene Ontology annotation, molecular function: protein binding. Gene Ontology annotation, biological process: regulation of chromosome segregation; regulation of mitotic nuclear division. The coding region runs from base 1 to 6753 and encodes 2250 amino acids. NCBI's taxonomy places the organism in Eukaryota, Metazoa, Chordata, Mammalia, Rodentia, Muridae. The transcript has 15 exons.
AUGGAGUCUUCGGCUCGCCUGGUCACCAUCAAGCGGAACGGAGACGACGGCGCACACUUCCCGCUGAGCCUCAGCUCCUGCUUGUUCGGAAGGAGUAUUGAAUGUGACAUUCGUAUCCAGCUGCCUGUAGUGUCAAAAAAACAUUGCAAAAUUCAAGUCAAAGAGCAAGAGGCAAUAUUAUAUAAUUUCAGUUCCACAAAUCCAACACAAGUAAACGGGGCUACUAUAGAUGAGCCUGUGCAGCUGAAACAUGGAGAUAUAAUAACAAUCAUUGACCGAUCCUUUAGGUAUGAAAACAGAAGUCAUGAAGAUGGAAACAAAUCAACAGAAUUUCCAGGAAAAUCACUUGGACAGGAGCCGGCGCGGCGAGCCUCAAGAGCUAGCUUCUCUGCUGACCCUGAUGGGAAAGGCCAAGAUGCCAAAGCUUCAGAAAUCACUGCUUCAGGAAGAUCUGUGGUGAAUGCUGAGACACUCACUGGAGACAGCCCUGCCUCAGGGGGCUCAAAAGACAGUGUUACCCAAGAUCUAUCAGGGCAUUUAGAACGGCACAGUAGCAGAGAGUCCACUUCUGGGGAUAUCUCUAAGAAGUCCAAGGCAACAGGAAGCGGUUACAGGAAGCUGAAGUCUUCUCCUGCACAUAGCCUUAGUAAUAGCAAGAAAAAUGAAUCUCCAUUUAAGGAACUUUAUCAGUCAUUGAAGGAAGAGUUGGUUGUAAAAUCACAGAAACACAGAAAAUCAGAACCACAACCUCAUUGUGCAGGAGGAAAAGAAUCAGAGACACAGCUUUUGGUGUCAUGCAAGGCAAGACCAAAGUCCAGUGGCAACAUCCCUGUUACAGCAACCUCUUCACCUGAAGUUGAAAUGAUCUGUACUGAGAAACAGACAGGUGGUGUGGAGUCUGUUCAGACUCCCAUGGAGGCUCUGAAUUCCAGCUUUUCUCUCUCUGAGACAACUAAAACGAAGACCCUGGUGCGGAAGUCACAACAACUUAAAGAUGAAGACUUCCAUGCUAUUGGUGGAAAAGAGUCUGUGAAUCCAGGUGAAAGUGAAGGUGCCAAGUCAGUUCAUAAAAUAGUCACUCCUAGGAAGCUGUUAACUAGAAACCAAACUUCGGUGAAGAUUGAAGAUGCUGCCAGCUUUGUUGAUACACCAGAAAAUCCCUCUUCCAGAAAGAGAAGUAGUUUUCCUGCAAGGGUAGAGGUGCUGCCUGCAGAGACACAAAAGCGGCUCUCUUCAACUCCGGGCCUUGCUUCAGGUGAAAAGAAAACUCCCAAGAAUGCCUUCAGCAAGCCUGAGAAAUUGGCCACUGCAGCCGAACAGAUUUGCUCUGGGCUACCCGGUCUUAGUUCUGUUGAUAUCAGCAACUUUGGUGAUUCCAUUAAUAAGAGUGAGGGAAUGUCUUUGAAGAGAAGACGAGUAUCCUUUGGUGGUUGUCUAAGACCUGAAUUAUUUGAUGAAAACUUGCCUCCUAAUACACCACUCAAAAGAGGAGAGACACCAGCCAAGAGGAAGUCACUUGCCACUCAUAGUCCAGCUGUCCUGAAGAAAAUCAUCAAGGAGCCACCCAAGUCACCAAGGCAACAAGAGUCGGCUGGAGGAACUCCACCAAGGGCAAAUGAUCAAAGGCGUGGAUCAGUCAGGACCUCGCCUGCUUCCAGUGGAAGCAAAUCCUUAUAUCAAACAGAUACUCCCAAGAAAUCAGGCCGGAAGAGCAACAACCUACCUGCCAAGAGAGCAUCUAUCAGCCGAGGUCAGCAUGGCAUUCUACAGAUGAUUUCUUCCAAGAGAAGGAGCGGGGCUUCUGAAGCCAACCUGAUUGUUAAAAAAUCAUGGGCAGAUGUUGUAAAACUCGGUGCAAAACAAACACAAACGAAAGUUGUAAAACAUGCCCCUCAAAAACAGAUGAGCAAAAGGCAAAGAAGACCUAGUACUCCAAAGAAGCCUACAAGCAACCUUCACAAUCAGUUUAGCACAGGCCAUGCAAACUCUCCCUGUACUAUUGUAAUAGGGAGAACGCAGAUUGAAAAAGUAAGCGUGCCUGCUCGGCCCUACAAAAUGCUGAGCAAAUUGAUGUUAAACCGAAAAAUGGACUUCAGUGAAGACCUGUCAGGACUAACUGAAAUGUUCAAGACUCCAGUAAAGGAGAAGCAGCAGCAGAUGACUGACAUGGACUCCAUUCUUCCCAAUUCAGAUAAUUUGCCUGAAAAACAGUUUCAAGUAACUAGUUCAGGAGGCACACCUCUGCCCAUCACCUCAGAGAUUUUAGGAGAAAAUGUGCCCUCCAGUACACAGAAUGCAGCAAAGGAGCCAUCUGAUACAUAUUCUGCAAGUCCUACCUUAAAACGGCGGAGCAUCAAAAAUGGAAGCAGAGUGCAAAUCCCCAAGAACGUCCAUAACAUUACUCACCUUGAGAAGAAGACUCCAGGCUCUGACACCGAGCUUCUGGAGACAGCAUCCAGUGUGAGCAGGACAAGACGAUCUAGACAGCUCAGGCAUACCCUUGAAGAUAGUAUGAAUGAAAAAACAGAAGCAGACCUUGCUGAUGGCAUCACAGGAAAACACUUAAGAAAGACAUCAUUGCGAGGACAAGAAGUGGAUCAACAGGUGCAGGACUGUGAAAACUCUUCACAAAGAUGCAAGGAAAAUACCAAAUUAAAGGAAGGUUCAGAAAAGACAUUAGCUAUGAGAUCAAGUGCCAGGGAGCAAAAGCUAGCAAAAGACUUAAUAAGAAGUCAGAUGGUCACCCAAACAGGGGUCUGUGCUGAGGAACUACUUAAUCAGGAGCAAGGAACCACACAUAACCCAGAGGAAUCCAUGCAUAUGCAAAGCACACCAGAAGGUGAUGUUCAAGAAGCUACAAAACAAAAAGUGGACCCAGCGGUAUAUGCAGCCAAGGUGAAAUGCUGCCUAAAGACACCUGAUAAAAAGACCCAACUUCUAGAGGGCCCAGCUGGUCUCAAGGAAAUCUUCGAAACACCAAACUGCAGAGAUGAACUCAUAGAUGAUGAUGAAACCAAAGUCCCUUGCAAAUACCCACAACUUACAGCAGAUAACACCAGAACAAGUGCAAAGGCACGGUCCAGUAUGUCUGGGAAGAAAGCAGAUGUGAAGAAAGAACUCCCUGCACUGACGAAACUAGUGCACGUGUCAGGGGGAGCCAGGCACAGUCCCAAAGUUCCAGAACUUGAGCAUGGGGACAUCAAAGCUUUGAAGGAAUAUGAAAGUAAAAUGCUGACCCCAACAAUAACUAGAAGCAGGAGGUCGCUAAGAAAAACUGAGGAAAAGCCUCAACUCCUGGAAGACCUAACUGGUUUCCAAGAACUCUUUCUAUCACCAGUCCCUGGGGACAAAAUCAUUAAAAUGCCCAGCAAAUCUCCAUAUUCAGAAUCGGUUAGGACCCCAGCAAGCACAAAGAGACUGUCCAAGAUGGGUCCUAGGGUGAAUGUGAGAGAACUUUCUGUACUUGAGAAAGAAUCACCAGGCAGAGCCACAGGCACACCAGCACCCAUGCAGGAAGAGAAUGACACCACAGUCUUUAUGGAAACUCCAAAGCAGAAACUGGAUUUCACAGGAAGUUCAGUGGGGAGCAAGAGGAGGUCACGGACACCUAAGAUCAGGGCUCCACCCCUGGAAGACCUGGCUGGCUCCCCAGAACUGUUCCAAACACCAGCUGGUGCCAGUGACCCAGUGACUGUUGGGGAAACUGACCCAGUGACUGUUGGGGAAACUACAAAGAUGUCUUUGGAAUCUUCAGAACCAGGACAUACCAGAACUCAAGCAAGCACAAAGACACUGUCCAAGACAGGCCUUGGUAAAGUAGAUGUGAAAGAUGAGCCUUCAACACUUGGGAAACAAACAGCAUCACCAGGCAGAGCCACACGCACACCCAGGACACCUGUGCAAAAAGAGAAUGAUGCCACAGCCUUUAUGGAAACUCCAAAGCAGAAACUGGAUUUUACCGGAAAUUCAGUGAGAAGUAAGAGGAGGUCACGGACACCUAAGAUCAGGGCUCCACCCCUAGAAGACCUGGCUGGCUUCCCAGAACUGUUCCAAACACCAGCUGGUGCCAGUGACCCAGUGACUGUUGGGGAAACUACAAAGAUGGCUCGGGAAUCUCCGCAACCAGAACCAGUCAGAACCCCAGCAAGCACAAAGAGACUGUCUAAGAUGAGUCAUGGUAAGGUGGAUGUGAAGAAAGAGCUUUCUCCGCUAAAUAAGCCAAGGUGUGCAUCACAGGAAGUCAUGCAUACACCCAGACUUCCAGAAGAUGAUGGCAGAGGAGCCAAAGAUGUGAAGAAAUCCGUAGCUCAGACAUUGGACUCAGCAGUACAUGUAACUCACAGCAAGAGGCAGCAAGGGGCAUGUAAGAAAAGGUCCCAGUCAUCAGAAGACCUAUCUGGUCUUCAGGAGCUCUUCCAAACACCAGGCCAUGACAAGAUUUCAGUCGCAGGUAACAAGCUCACAAAAAUGUCCUGCAGGUUUCUACCAUUAGAACCCAAAGACACUUCAGUAACCUCACAGAUACAGCCCAAAAUUAAUCUGAGGAAUCUUGUGAAAAAUGAAGUGUCAGGAGACAGAAUGCUUCCACAAAUAUCAGGGGAAAUCUUAGGCUCACCUAGAGUACCAGAAGGUGAAGGCAGAGUCAUUAGAACAAGGAAGCAACCUGUAAAGCGGAAAUUGGACACAGCAGUCAGUGUGCCUGACAGCAAGAGGCAACGAGUUGCACGAGCAGAAAAGGCACAGACACGAGAGCAUCUGUCUGGCUUCCAAGAACUCUACCAAGAUCCAGGCUUGUCAAUGGACUCAGUGACUGUUGACAAGACCACAAAGAUGCCCAACAAAUCUCCAGAAUCUGUGGAAAUGAUGUUAGAGACACAGCCAAGAAGAAGACUUAGGAGACUGGGUGUGGCUGAAGAGCCUAGAGCACAAAGAAAGACUACAAGAGUGGUACGGGAAACCAGAAAUACACAAAAAAAAGAGCCCAUGGGUGACAGUAAAGGUGUCAAAGAGUUUAAGGAAUCUUCAAUGCAGAAACAAGAUCCAGCUGUAAGUUUAACUGGCAAGAGGAACCAACCAAGGAUGGCUAAGAAGACCCAACCCUUAGAGGAGCUGAUCAGUUUUCAAGAGGAAACAUCUGUAAGAAUGUCUUGCCAAUCUCCACAACCAGAAGAAAAGGAAACCUCAGCAGCUUCAAAGAGGCUGUUCAGAACACAGCUAUGCAAAGUGGAUGUGAAAGAAGAGCCAACAACGCAGAGAAAGCCACCAGGCAGGGAAACCAGGAGCACACUCAAAGAACCCGUGAGUGAUGCUAUAAAUGUUGAAGAAGAGCUUAAGGCAUCUACAAAGCGGAAAAUUGACCUAACAACAAGUAUGCCUGUCAACAAGAGGCCACGGAGGGUACCCAGGGAAAAGGCACAGUCCCUAGAAUUGGCUGGUCUCAAAGGACCAAUCCAAACCCCAGGUCACACAGAGGAAUCAGUAAGUGAUAAAAGAUCCACACAGAUGCCCUGUAAUUUUACACAAACAGAGCAAGUAGACAGCCUCCAAAUCUCACCAAGACGUCCCAGGACUAGACGUGGGAAAGUAGAGGUGAAUGAAGAAUCUUCGGUACUGAAGAAGACAAUGCCAACAUCAAGGCAAACAAUGCGGUCUCGCAAGGUCCCUGAAAUUGAUGACAAAGGCACUGAAGUUUCAAAGGAGUCUGUUAAGCAGAAACUAGACACAGAAGCCAAUGUAACUGGCAGCAGAAGGCGGCCAAGGGCACAUAAAGAUGAGGUCCAACCUCUUGAAGUCCUGAGUGACUCCAAAGAAAUAACCCAAAUAUCAGACCAUUCUGAGAAACUAAGACAUGACACACAAAUGCCAGACUCAGUAAAGCCCCUGAGAACAUGCAGAAGAGUGCUAAGGACCUCUAAAGAGGAGCCCAUGGAAAUGUCAGUGGAUACCAGAGAACUCGCAGCUUCACAAAUCAAAAGCAACACUUUCCUGCCCCCCAAGAGGACGUCUGCAAGAGAUGGAAGUGUUUCAAGAGCCAGGGUGUUGCGCUCUGUGACACAAAAGCAGGAAGCCACAGAUGAGAAGCCUGUACCUAAGACACAGAGAGCUGCUCGCAGCAAGAGGCAUGUAUCACCUGAGCCUGUGAAGAAGAGACACCUGAGAACCAUGUCAAACAAAAUUGAACCUGUGGAAGAGCAGAUUAGCAACAUCAGGAAAACAGAAGAAAAAGAAGACAAAGGAGAAAACUCAGUCACUCCAGAUCAGAAAACACCCCAGAGCUCUAGAUCCCGAAAGAAAACCAAUGAAAAACAGCUAAGACCCAAGAUUGAUGGAUCUGCAGAUAAGGUUGGGAUAACGAAAAAUGAGAAGACCAUCAAGUCCUCCCAGGAGACAGAGCUGCAGAACCCAGAUGAUGGAGCCAAGAAGUCUACAUCUAGGGGCAGAGCCAGUGGAAAAAGAACAUGCUUGAAGUCUAGAGGACAGAGUGAGAUUCCUCAGCCUUAUGCUUCAGAGGAGAAAACACAUGAGCCAGAUACGGAAAUCGUGAUAAAGACUCAGAAAGAGAGAGGAGUCUCUGGACAUUCAGAUGUUAGGUCUUUGCGAUCCAAAAAAGCUGGAGCCACUUUGGACACUGAACUUAAGCCAAGAGUAACUCGAGGUGCUAAGAAAGAUGCAAAAAUUCCAAAGCAGGAUGAAGACAUUGUAUACACCAGGAAAUUAAGAACAAGAAGUCACCAGAAUAGUGAAAAUAAGUAGCAGAGUCAUUUAAGAAGGAAAAAUAAAUUGGCUUGGUGAUAAAUUCCAGUUUGAUUCUCGCCUCCAGCGUGAAGGUGAACUGUAAAUAAUACUGCCCAUCUUUAAGGAAGGAAGCUACUUUCCUGGUUAUGCUUUCUUCAAACUCCCAUGGACAUCAUGAAGGGGAUCACCAGGGAUCUUAGCAACCACAGUUUAAAAAUUGGGGGGAGGGUUGUGAGCAGGCAGAAGUGUUGCUGUCUGUCCUGCAAAAUAAAGCUUUAAAGUUCACUGCCUCCUA